CCAUACCACUGCAGCUGAGAGAGGACGAGGUGGAGGAGAGAGAGAGAGAGAGAGGUGUGAGGGAGAGAAGAAGGAGAAGAGGGCGAAGGCUGGAGCUUGGAUCCGAGGACAGAAACAAAGCUGCCGGCGUGUGGUGGUGCCGAAUGUCGAUGGCGUGCCAUGACCUGCACGUGACCACGGCGCUGGCUCUGGUGUGCGGUCUGGCCUCCGCCGGGGCCCUGCUGGGGGCCACCCUCCUGCCCCAGUGGAGGGUCCAGCGCCUGCAGUCCCCUAACCGCAACGACCGUAACGUCACCGUGUCAGACGGGCUGUGGAGCCGGUGCGUGCGCUUCGAGGGCUCCGGCGUCGGCGGCUGCUCCCUGGACGAUCCCACGUGGUACCGGACCCUGGACCAGCUAGACCUGAGGCUGCUGCAGUUUGCCUUGCCCCUUUCCCUGCUGGCCGCUUGCUCUGCCAGCCUCCUGUGCCUGCUGGGCAUGUGCCACGGGGCUUGCAGCUCCAAGAUCCGCAGCGUGGACCUGGUGAAGUGCCUGGUGAACGCGGCAGGCUGCCAGCUGGUAGCCGGCACACUCUACCUGCUGGCGGCAGCCCUGGUCUGCGCGCCGUCCCUCUGGCUGCUCUUCCACACGGCCGAGCUGAGCCGCCGUCACCCCUCCUCCUGGAGCCCCGGCCUGGCCGCCUUCCUGGCCCUGGGCAGCGGCGCCGGCCUCCUGCUGGCCUCGGGCCUGCUCUUCCUGUGGUACUGCACCUGCCGCCCGCUGCCCCCUCCCUUCUGGCAGCCGCUGGGCUCCUACCCCGAGAGCCUGCAGGCGCACAGCGUGGGGCCCUACUCCCGGCGCUCGCGACUCUCCACCCUGGAGAUCGAUAUCCCCAUCAUUCCCCAGCAGGUUCGCUGAGGGGACAUGAGAGGCUCCUGCAGUGGCGGAGUGGGGAGAGGGGAAAAGAGGCUCCUGGUGGGUGGUGUCAGGGGCUCUUGGGGGUUUGGGUAGGAGGGGUUUGGCCAAAACCCCUUGGGAACCCCUAUUCCAGCGGCGUCAUAUUCUCUCGUCUCCAGCAACCCCCGCUUCUGCACAGUUACCUGGAGUAUUUGCUCCCAUUUCUCCCCACCCCCUGGGUCUUGAUACCCUGUGUUAGCCAUUCCAGUACGCACACUCCCCUCACCCCACCGACCCCACCCCAUACACACACACACACAUCUACAUAUACACACACACACGCACAAACAGACACAGACAGACAGACACACACACACACACACACACAUACACAAACAGAUAGACAGACACACACACGCACAAACAGACACACACACACACACAGCCACUGUCGUUGUCUUUAACUGGGUCUGACAAUAUGCACUGAUGUUCAACGUUAAUCCUGCCCCAGUUGGGAAUGGGAUGGGUAGUGAACAGGGGAUUUUUUUUGUUCAAUUCCCUACCCACCCUAUACCCACCGCCCCCCCCCCUCCCCACCACCACCAUCACCACCUCACUUCCUAGGGAGGUGAUGGGGUUCAGAUUGUGGGCUCCCCUCUGAGUGACAGAGUUUGAUCGCUGUGGUGGGGUGUUUGGGUGGGGGUGGGGGUGGGGCUGGGGCUGGGUGUGGGUAUAAUCAUUCCCAUUGUGUGUGUGUGAGGAGGAUGGUUCGGGGGUUGUCAUAUCCAGUAUGAGGAAGACACUGAGCGGAAUUUAAGACUGUGAUAGAUAGAUUCCUGACCGGUAAGGGAGGGAUCGAGGGUUACGGGGGAAGACAGGAGAAUGGGGUGAAGAAACAUAUCAGCCAUGAUCGAAUGGCAGAGUAAACAUGAUGGGCCAAAUGAUCUAAUAGUGCUCCUGUACCUUGUGGUGUGCUGGGGCUGAACCACACACGCACAGUCUCUCACACGCACUCUCUCACACAUGUGCACUCUCACACACGCACACUCUCUCACACGCACACUCUCUCACACGCACUCUCUCACACACACACACUCUCUCUCACACACACACUCUCUCUCACACACACUCUCUCUCACACACACUCUCUCUCACACGCACACAUUCUCACACUCACACACACACACAUUCACUCUCUCUCUCUCAUACACACACACACAAAGACACACACACACACACGCACACACACAGUCUCUCACACACACAUUCACUCUCUCACACACACAUUCUCUCUCUCUCACGCACACACACUCUCUCUCACACACACACUCUCUCUCACACACACACACACACACACACACACACACCUGAAAGCCAGUCUCUGUAGAGGUGUCUGUGCAACAUUUGGCACUGGUAAUCUGUUUUCCCUGUAUUCUGACAAGAAGCAAUAUCCGUCUCUCUCUCUCUGUCUCUUAUUGCUGAAAUGUGCACUGAAACAUUCUGUGAAAUUAAACGGAAAAGAAAAAAUGUU
Molecule: messenger RNA, 2406 nt
Organism: Rhincodon typus (whale shark)
Lineage: Eukaryota; Metazoa; Chordata; Chondrichthyes; Orectolobiformes; Rhincodontidae
Gene: cldn12
Product: claudin 12
Exons: 2
Coding region: 144-896 (250 amino acids)
Cellular component (GO): plasma membrane
Source: RefSeq, a predicted model, not a curated record